CUAUUUAGAAAUUCCCCCCACUUACAUUUUUUUUUUGUCUAAAACCAUUGACUUGAGUCAAAAUGGACAUUACAUGCCCCCUUUUAAGUCGCUUAGAAGAGCUGUGAGGAAUUGUUCCCACUUCAACAAACCUUUUGAGGAGUACAUACUCAGCAGCAUAGUAAUUUUGGAAAGAAGAUUAUCACCAACAGAAGUAAAGAACUUCAAAGAAAAUGAACAAUUUAGUUGCUAAUGUUAGUGGAUUAGGAUUUUCUAAGCAAUCUAAGAAAGAGCUUCAAUGGGAUGCCAAGGAAAUGGACAAUAAACAAUCUGAGCUACAAGAGUCUUCAAAUUCUCCUUCAUGGAUUGCUAUGUAUUUGCAAAGUACUUGUGAUUUGGCAGCUAUUCCCCGUUUGUUCUUUCACAGACUUCAAGUGUUGGAUUUGUCCCAUACCAACAUCAAAGCAUUACCACAUUCUCUUCCCAACAGCUUGUUUGCACUAAAGAAACUCUUGUUAAGAAGGUGUAAGCUCUUCAUGAAACUGUCACCACAUGUUGGGAAACUCGACAAUCUCGAGGAGCUUGAUCUUGAUGAAACUGAGAUAAUCAGUAUUCCCAUUGGUAUUGGAAAACUAAUGAAGUUAAGAGUCUUGAAGGUAUGCAUUUAUGGACAGACAAACUUCAGCAAAAGAAAGCAGUUGCCAUCAAACAUGGUGCUUCAUCCUGGGAUGAUAUCGAAGCUCUCCCGCUUGAUCGAAUUAAGCAUUGAUGUUGAUCCAUCGGACAAGUGGUGGCAUGAUUCUGUGGAAGAAGUUGUAAAAGGAGUAUGCAACUUAGAGGGGUUGAGGAGCCUUUGCUUGUAUCUACCAAAUUACCAACUUUUAGAUUAUACUUCAUUCAUAUAUCCUUCAUUAUCAUGUUUCAGAUUUACUGUUGGUCAUCAUAAAAGGAGAACAAUCUCUCGUGUACCCCAUGAAGUAGAAGCCCAAUUCACAAAAUGGGACAAAUGUUUGAAGUUUGUGAAUGGUGAAAACAUCCCAUUGCAAGUAAGAAAAGUACUUAAGUUUACUUCGUCGUUUUUCUUGGACCGCCAUGAAAAUGCUUCGAGUUUAUCUCAAUUUGGGAAUGAGAACAUGGCAAAGCUGAAGUUUUGCUUGUUGGUCGAUUGUAAUAAGAUGGAAACAAUCAUUGAUGGAGCUGAAUUUGAAAACGUUCUCGAAUCACUACAAUAUUUGAGAAUUCAUUACAUGAAGAAUUUGAGAAGCAUAUGGAAAGGACCACCUCGUUCUGGUUGUAUGUCUAAGUUAAAGUUCUUGGCAUUGAAUACAUGCCCCAAGCUGAGCUACAUUUUCUCACAUGUUUUGCUCAGAAAUUUUGUCAACUUGGAGGAGAUUAUUGUGGAGGAUUGUCCCCAAGUGAGCAGCCUUGUAAGUCAUGUACCUGCCCUACCAUAUUUAAAACCUUUUCUCCCGAGUUUGAAAAGGUUGUUUCUUCUUUACCUCCCUGAACUGGUCAGCAUUUCAAAUGGCCUAUCCAUUGCACCAAAAUUAGAGAGAAUAGGCUUCUAUGAUUGCCCAAAGCUAAAAGUCCUAUCAAAAACGGAGUUGUCAAGCAAAGCUCUUAAAACAAUCAAAGGAGAAAAGCAGUGGUGGGAAGAUAUAAAGUGGAAUAAAAUAGAUUGGGAAAAUGGGCCACGUAAUCUAAUGCGUAUUUUCUCUCCAAUCAAUAAUGAAAAAGAUGUGAUGGCACAGUUGUUAGAAGACAGAAAUAUAUUCGAAGCCCAACAAUCAGAUUGUAUGGUGAAGUCAAUGCCAUUGAAUGGCUUACGCAUUCCUUCAUCCCUCACUCUACCUCGAUUAACCGUCACUCGACGGUUGAAUAUACAGGUUGAAAAUACAAGAGGGUUCUUGAAAACAUCAGGGCAGCUUUCAGAUUUGGUAAACAAUCCAGGUUACAACGAGCAAAAGAUUAGUUCAGUGGGCGGCUCAAACAGCAAAGCAAUCAUCAGCGGUGCAAUGCCCUCCAUUCCAACUCGUUACCAAAGUCUAAUGCGUAGAGAUUGGCUCACAUUUUGCCAGUAUUUGAACAACCACAGGCCUCCGAUCUCUGUUUCUAUGUGCAAUGCUGCACAUGUCCUUCAAUUCCUUCGGUAUCUUGAUCAAUUUGGCAAAACCAAAGUCCACAUCUCGGCUUGCUCUUUCUUCGGCCAAUCUGAGCCGCCUGGUCCUUGCGGGUGUCCCCUCAGACAGGCCUGGGGAAGCGUUGAUGCACUUGUUGGUCGACUCGCCAGCUCUUAUGAGGACCAGGGAGGGAACCCGGAGGUGAAUCCUUUUCGAGCUGGAGUUGUGAGGAUUUACUUGAGGGAGGUCAGGGAUGCUCAGAAUAAAGCUAGAGGUAUUAGCUAUAAAAAGAGAAAGAAACCUGAGAUAAAGGUAGCAAGCACCACCACCACCACCACCACCACCACCACCACCACCACCACCACUCAUUUUUGGAUGCCAGCACAAGCAAAGACAAUAUCGUGAAAAGCUCGAGCAUAGAACAAACUCAUAAAAGUUCGAAAGCCGUAUAAGCAUGAGUCUCAACGUGUUCAUCCGUUAAAACGAGCUAAAGGAAAUGGUGGGCAAUUUCUCAACACAAAGAAACUCCAACAGUCCAAGAGCACUCCGACAAGCCACGGACCAGACAUGUCCAGGUCUCCUCAGCUGCAUUUGCCUGCAAACAUCUCCAAACCAGAUGUACAUCAGCCGAAAAAUUUCAAAGAUUCAGGUUCGGCUACCUCUUGCUCCGAUGUCAGAAGUCCCUCCAACAGUGAUGAAAUGUUUCAGCAGCCAGAUUUCAGGUUCUCUAGCUAUCCUCCCGAUCAUACUGGUGAAGCCAUGCCUUGUCAAGCUGGAAAUAUCCAUGGUGAUGGGAACCUCCAUCACCAUUCCUCUCUCUUCCAAUAGACGAGCGAACAGAUUCUCAUCUGCGCAGUCCAUAUUUGGUGCUCCGAUGAAAAUAUGGCUGCUCUGUUACCAUCGGAAGUCAUCCUUGGCUGUGUUUACUAUUAUUUAGGCUGUAAUUACAAACUCUUAGAAAACACGAACAUACUGGUGGAAAUUAUUAAGAUAACUGCAUGCCUUGCGGUACAUUUGAGCUUGAAUUCCAUA
This is a messenger RNA of Gossypium raimondii (Peruvian cotton), 3131 nucleotides long. Its product is annotated as disease resistance protein At4g27190-like. Gene Ontology annotation, biological process: response to light stimulus; mRNA transcription. The record is from RefSeq and is a predicted model, not a curated record. NCBI's taxonomy places the organism in Eukaryota, Viridiplantae, Streptophyta, Magnoliopsida, Malvales, Malvaceae. Gene Ontology annotation, cellular component: nucleus. The coding region runs from base 213 to 2504 and encodes 763 amino acids. The transcript is spliced from 6 exons.